Messenger RNA from Culex quinquefasciatus (southern house mosquito), 1939 nucleotides. RefSeq lists its product as uncharacterized. Bases 1052 to 1939 code for a protein of 295 amino acids. The record is from RefSeq and is a predicted model, not a curated record. The transcript is spliced from 2 exons. Gene Ontology annotation, molecular function: nucleic acid binding; zinc ion binding. NCBI's taxonomy places the organism in Eukaryota, Metazoa, Arthropoda, Insecta, Diptera, Culicidae.
GACAUCCACCAUGGUCAGUUUGUGAUCGAGUACGAGAAGUCAUCAACAACAAGGAGUUGGCGCGGCGGAUAAAGCAAAAGCAGGAGCAAAAGAACAAAAAUGUCAACUUUCUGACGGUGGACUCGAAGCUGACGAUCGACGCGGGGCCCAAUUGCAACUUGACCCAGUUCAUCAACCACUCGUGCAAGCCCAACUGCGAGAUGCUGAUGUGGAAGGUCGGCGGAAGCUAAUCCGUGGGGCUGUUUGCCCUCAAGGAUCUCAAGGCGAGCUCACCUUCAACUACAACUUUGAGACGUUUGGUGAUCAGAAGAAGAUCUGCCAAUGUUGUGCGAGCAAGUGUCCCGGACUAAUCGUCAGCCAAGGGAAGGAGAACUGCAAUGAGGAGACCACAACGGUCUUGCGCGUCUUGCAGGUGCAGAUUGCAACUUGGAUUACCUACUCGAGUGCUCAAACGCCAAGAGUGACGACGACGGCGGCAACUACAGCACCUCCGCCAACCACGCCUGCGGCAAAGUACCAAGCAAAUAUUGCGAUAUUGACCACUCGAUGACGGACUCGAACUUGGUUGAAUACAGGACGAAAAUGGUCGUAAAAAUUCGGUGGAGGAGAUUUGGACCUGAUAGUGGAUAGUAAUGGCCACGGACAGUGACGUUCUGAUACGCCAGUUUUUAUUGAGUCAGUAUCAGCAGCUUUAUUUCGCCGGAGAAGCAGCUGAACCGGAACGGGAUCUCCUGAGGCCGGAUUAAUAUUCUUGUCGGAAUCCGAUAGUGACACUUAGGUCCUGGCGGGUCUGACAGGUUUUUAGUUCUAUUUAUUGUAUAAUCCAUGUGCCAUGUUCUUUUACAAUUCUAUAAUUAAAGAUGAUAAGGGGGUGAAGGGGAUGUCGGUGCAAGUAGGCGUCCUGAUUGAGGACCCAAUCGUAGUAGACGUAAUUGAUGACGGAAAAUAAAAUUAUCAUUCUUGUUCAAACCACUGAGCUGAGUAGUUUACUUUUUACGAGCUCUACCACAAUCCAAAAGGUUAUUGGCCCAGAUUCAAGAAUUGAAAGAAGAUGAAUCCGCAAGUCAACGGUCAAGUUCCAGACAACCCUCAAGCCCCGCAGCAAGUUCCCCAUCACUCAAACAUGCUCAGUCUCCCGUCGAUUGAACGUUUAACCGGCCGGGACAAUUGGUCGACGUGGAAAUUCGCUGUUGAGACGUUUUUGGAACUGGAGGAGCUUUGGGAAGUUGUGAAGCCAACGUUGAACGCUGACGGAACCUUGCCACCGAUUGACGAACGGAAGUGCCGCAAAGCGCGCGGCAAGAUUAUCCUACUACUAGACCCAACGGUCUAUGUGCACGUGAAGGGCGUCAAGACAGCUCGUGAAGCCUGGUCGAAGCUGGAAGCGGCUUUCGAGGACGCGGGACUGAUGCGGCGCGUUGGUCUUCUACGGAAGCUGAUUACGACGACCCUCACGGCAUGCGGUUCUAUGGAGAUCUAUGUGAACGAAAUCGUGUCCACCGCCCACCAGAUCCGCGGCGUUGGAUUUGAUGUCUGCGAAGAAUGGGUCGGAACUUUCCUACUCGCUGGUCUUCCGGAAGAGUACAAGCCGAUGCUGAUGGCCCUGGAAAAUUCUGGUCUCGCCAUUACUGGGGACAGCAUCAAGACGAAGUUACUCCAGGAAAUGCAUUCGGUCCCGGAGAAGACUGCGUUCGUCGGACGAAAACCGUAUCCGCCGAAGCAGAAGCCCAGCGCAGCCCAAGGACGGUCAGCUGAGCAACAACCAAAAGGACCGAAGUGCAAGCGUUGCCAUCGACACGGACACGUUGCCAGGGACUGCCAAUCAAGAACUGGUUCAGCCUUCGCAACGGUGUUGGCGACGAACGAAGGUUUUGAAGAUGACAGCUGGAUUUUGAUUCGGGAGCAUCGGAGCAUUUCACGAAGAAUCGUAGCCUGCUGA